Messenger RNA from Arachis ipaensis, 600 nucleotides. RefSeq lists its product as uncharacterized. The record is from RefSeq and is a predicted model, not a curated record. NCBI's taxonomy places the organism in Eukaryota, Viridiplantae, Streptophyta, Magnoliopsida, Fabales, Fabaceae.
AUGCAAGCAUUGGAAUGGCUCCGUAUGAAGCUUUGUACGGUAGAAAAUGUCAAUCUCCACUAUGCUGGUAUGAAGCGGGAGAAAGAAAUAAAGAAGAUCCGUGGCCGAAUGCUUAUAACUCAAAGCCGUCAGAAGAGCUCUGCUGAUCAAAGGUGGAAGCCUUUGGAGUUUGAAGAAGGAGAACACGUCUUCCAGAAAGUUACUCCAACCACCAGAAUAGGAAGAUCCAUUAAGACUAAAAAGCUAAAUCCCCGUUACAUUGGACCGUUUGAGAUCCUGAAGAGAAUUGGACCAGUGGCGUAUAGGAUCGCUUUACAACCACAUCUUUCGAACUUGCAUGACGUAUUUCAUGUAUCGCAGCUUCGUAAAUACACUUUUGAUCCAAGUCAUGUCCUGGAACCAGAAUCAGUUCAAGUAAGGGAAGAUCUGACGCUUCUAGUAACUCCAGUCAGGAUUGAUGACACCAGCAUCAAACGUUUAUGCGGAAAAGAAGUUUUUUUGGUGAAAGUAGCUUGGAGUCGGGCUGGUAUCGAAGAGCAUACCUGGGAGCUUGAAUCAGAUAUGCAGAAGGACUACCCACACCUCUUUUUAGGUAACUAA